Molecule: messenger RNA, 2358 nt
Organism: Diaporthe batatas
Lineage: Eukaryota; Fungi; Ascomycota; Sordariomycetes; Diaporthales; Diaporthaceae
Exons: 2
Coding region: 1-2358 (785 amino acids)
Biological process (GO): ubiquitin-dependent endocytosis
Cellular component (GO): cytosol; cytoplasm; plasma membrane
Molecular function (GO): protein-macromolecule adaptor activity; ubiquitin protein ligase binding
Source: RefSeq, a predicted model, not a curated record
AUGGUAGCCCUAUCCGGGACCAGCAACGCCUCGACCACGCUGGAAGACCAACAUCAGCCCUCGGGCCGCUCUUUCUUCAGCAGGUUCGCCCUGCCCAUCCGCUCCAGGAGCACCCGCAACGUCGUCGACUUCCACAUCCGCCCUGCCGAGCCCCAUCGCAAGUACGGCGCUGGCGACAAUGUGAGGGGCGCCGUGGUCCUGGCCCUCGUAAAGCCCAUCCGAGUUACCCACCUGACCGUCGCCUUGCGUGGCUACGUACGAGUCUACAAGAACCCAAACGCCGCCAACGAGCCCAUCAACCCCUCCGAGUCCGAGUCGGACGGCAUCUCUCAGUUCAGAUUUCUCGGCAACGGCUACGCCUCGUUGUUUCAGGAUGAGCAGGUCCUAUGCGCCGAUGGGAGGCUGGAGUCGGGCAGAUACGAGUUUAAUUUCGACCUCCUGUUCCCCGAGAAGGACCUGCCCAGCAGCAUCGAUUUCGAACGAGGGAGCAUCGGCUACACAAUUGUGGCGACGCUGACUAGGCCGACUUCCAUAAACGCGACAACUACCUGCGACCGCAAGAUCGAGCUGGUGGAGCAGGUUGAUGUUGGUACUCUUCCGGCGCCACGCCCCCGAACCAUCUACCUGCAGCCCAUAUCCAAGAGGUCAAAAAAGAAGAAACCAACGGGCUCGACCGUCUCUGAGAGGGGAACAACAAUCGCAGCGGACGGUGCAGGCGAGUCCUCGUCCGAUUUCGACUCGACAAGAGCGGUGGAAACAUCGACGGAAGGAUCCCUCAUCGCGGACGAUGCAAACCAGGAUGCUCACCAGAACCCGAGGAGUCCUGUCAAUAGUGACCUGAGGAGCGAGGUGAGCGGGGACAGUGCUUUGAGCGGAAGCACCGGCCUGAGCUCGAGAGAACGCGCCGACCCAAAUCAGUCAGGGAGCCUGGGGACUGUCCAGGCGGGUGCGCCCAGGAAAUCGAUCUCCUCCAAGGACAGGACGAUCACAACAAAGAUCGAGCUUAUGAAGAGCGGUUGCUUACCUGGCGACACGAUAUCCGUCAAGGUAGAUGUGCAGCAUACGAAACGAAUAAAGAGCCUGUACGGGGUCAUUGUCACCUUGUACAGGCAAGGCCGCGUGGACUCGGCGCCACCGGUUGCCCUGUUUAAGAACAUAUCCAAGGAGGAACAGAGGAGACUGGAGAAGGAGGAGUAUUAUCCCAAGUCAAAGACCGGCCUGGGCGGGUUGUCGUUGUCGUCGGCUGGCACGUGCAGUGUGUUCCGAAAAGACCUCUCGCAGGCAUUCAGCCCCCUGAUCAUCGACCCUGCUACGUUGACUGCCAGCGUGAUGACCUCGGUCAGGGUACCGGAGAACUCGUUCCCCUCAAUAAGAGGAGUCCCUGGGGAGAUGAUCAGCUUCAAAUACCGGUUGGAGGUCAUCGUGGACCUGGGCGGCAAGCUUGCAAACGCGAUACAAAUACAGCAAAACCCAAGAGUCGGCCCUGCAACCGGUGUGAUGACAUCAGGCCGGGAGGGAGUGGCCAGUCUGGCGUCGUUUGACGGCAGCUUGGUCAACACGGACCCCCUGAAGCGGGAGAAAGGGGUCAUAUAUGAUUCAUUCGAGCUCGUUGUGGGGACUACAGAUACCAGCCGGCGCGGCAAGGCGGUCUCAUCACCUCCGAACGCAGGGCAGGACGGCGCGGUGUACCACGAGAACGGGUCGUGGCCUGCGGGAUGGGAAGAGGAAGGCUAUGGCGCGGAGGAAGCAUACGCGCAGGAAUACGUUCCGUAUCCCGGCGAGCCCGCAGCUCAAUACCCGUACUGGAACGGGGCUUCCCAGGAGCCGGCCGAACCAGCCCCACACUACAUACCACCGCCGCCAGACGUCGCAGAUGAGAGCGGCCUCUCAGAAAAGGAAAGGGUCAGGCGGGCAGAGCAGAGGCUAUUGCCCAGCCAACCCGAAGCGCCAGAGCCCACAGCAGGACCUGCAGCACCAGCAGCAUAUGGCGGGUCCGACGAAGCUGGCCCAUCUGCUCCCAGCGGGCCUUCUGCUCCGCUGCUGGCUGCGCCCUCCGAGACAGCCCCGUCAGCGCCGACGCUUGACGAACUGGCGGUGGGUUCGACCGUGCCGAACGGCAGCUCGACGGACGACAAGCAGGAGCUCGAGCGGCAGAGGUUACUGGCAGAAGCCAGCGCCCCACCAGAUUUCCCCAGGGAGGACGACGCCGGGGUCGGGAGCAGUUCCGCGCCCAGUGCGCCGCCGAUGGCCGAUGGGCCUUCGGCACCGAUCCUCACAGAGGAAGACGAGUACGGAACGUACUUCGCACACCAGGCCACCACGGCCUCGUUGGAGCCGCUGCCGGCAUAUCAGCGAUGA